Molecule: messenger RNA, 3315 nt
Organism: Fraxinus pennsylvanica
Lineage: Eukaryota; Viridiplantae; Streptophyta; Magnoliopsida; Lamiales; Oleaceae
Source: the annotation of a GenBank genome assembly
AUGUCUACGGAGGUUGGAUGGAGGAAGUGUCCAUCUUUGGGUUUGGUAGGAAUUUUAAUAGGUUUGAUCCUGGCUUGUCCUUCAGACGGGUUGAGUGCGGAUGGAAUUUACCUCUUAGAGUUGAAGAAAAACAUUGUCGAUGAAUUUUACUUUCUUGGGAACUGGAAUCCAAAUGAUGAGUCACCCUGUGGAUGGGCAGGCGUGAAUUGCACCUCGGGUUAUACUCCGGUGGUAUGGUCUCUGGACUUGAAUUCAAGGAAUCUAUCAGGGACUUUGAGCCCUAGUAUUGGGGGUCUGAUCUUUCUAACUUAUCUCAAUGUUUCUCAUAACAAGUUCACAGGAAGUAUUCCCAAGGAAAUUGGAAAUUGUUCGAAACUGGAAACUCUUUACUUGAAUGAUAAUUAUUUUGGUGGCCAAAUUCCAGCUGAAUUGGGUAAUCUUUCUUGUCUGGAAGAUUUGAAUCUGUGCAAUAACGCGAUCUCUGGCUCAAUUCCCGAGGAAAUUGGGAAACUUUCUUCCCUUGUUAAUUUUGUGGCGUACACAAACAAUCUUACGGGCCCAUUGCCUCAGUCUCUUGGCAACUUAAGAAACUUGAGAACAUUUCGAGCUGGUCAGAAUGAAAUCUCUGGAAGCUUACCAACAGGGAUUGGUUAUUGUCAAAGCCUGGAAACACUAGGUCUUGCUCAAAAUAGAAUAGAAGGUAAUCUACCUAAAGAACUCGGUAUGCUCAAGAGCUUAAGAGAAGUGAUUCUAUGGGAGAACCAGUUUUCUGGAUUUAUACCUAAGGAGCUUGGAAAUUGUACGAAUCUUGAGAUGCUUGCUUUGUACCAGAACAAUCUUGUUGGAGGGAUUCCUGCCGAACUUGGGAACCUUAAGUCUAUGCAAAGGUUAUACCUAUACCGGAAUGGAUUAAAUGGAACAAUUCCAACGGAGAUUGGGAAUCUUACUCAGGCACUUGAGAUUGAUUUCUCAGAGAACUAUUUGUCAGGAGAAAUUCCAACCGAGUUAAGUCAGAUAAAGAGUCUACAUUUACUGUACUUGUUCCAGAAUGAGCUUACUGGGGUUAUCCCAAAUGAGCUUAGUAGCUUGAAGAACUUGAUGAAGCUAGACUUGUCGAUUAAUCACCUGACAGGCCCAAUUCCAUUUGGCUUUCAGUAUCUUACUGGGCUAUAUCAUUUACUUCUUUUCUCUAAUUCUUUGAGUGGUGGCAUACCCCAACGUUUUGGGCUUUACAGUCGACUUUGGGUGGUUGAUUUUUCCGAAAAUUACCUCACUGGAAGAAUUCCUCCUUACCUUUGUCGGCGUUCUAACUUGAUAUUGCUGAAUCUUGAGUCUAAUAAAUUGUAUGGAGACAUCCCACCUGGCGUCAUUAAUUGCACAUCUUUGCAACAACUUCGUCUCAGUGGUAACAGACUGGCUGGGAGCUUUCCUUCUGAUUUAUGCAAAUUGCCGAAUCUCGCCGCUAUUGAAUUGGGUCAGAACAGUUUCAGUGGUCCAAUUCCUCACGAGGUUGGGGAGUGCCCAAAGUUGCAAAGGCUUGAUCUCUCAGGAAAUCAAUUCACAUCUGAGUUGCCGAAGGAGAUAGGAAAUCUAUCCCAGCUUGUGUCUUUUAAUGUUUCAUCAAACUCGUUCACUGGGCGGAUCCCACUGGAAAUUUUUCACUGCAAGGCUCUGCAAAGGCUUGAUCUUAGCCGGAACAGCUUCAUCGAUGCUAUACCAAAUGAGCUAGGGACACUUUCGCUUCUUGAACUUCUUAUUGUUUCAGAAAAUAUGUUUUCAGGAAAUAUUCCAGCAGCACUGGGCAAUCUUUCACAUUUGACUGAGUUGCAGAUGGGUGGAAAUUCAUUAUCCGGUGAGAUACCAAAGGAGUUGGGUGAUCUUGCAGGCCUGCAAAUUGCAAUGAAUCUUAGUUGUAAUAACUUAACUGGGAGAAUACCACCUGAGCUUGGAAACCUUAUCUUAUUAGAAUAUCUCUUGCUCAACAACAAUCAUUUGAGCGGUGAAAUUCCUAGCACAUUUGUAAAUCUGUCUAGCUUAUUGGGCUGCAACUUCUCAUAUAACGACUUAAAUGGGCCAUUGCCUUCUGUACAGUUGUUUCAGACAAUGAGUAUCAGUAGCUUCAUCGGAAACAAAGGGCUGUGUGGUGGGCUGCUUGGUAAUUGUAGCGGGUCUACACCUUUCGACACAAUUCCUCCUCCUGUGAGAAGUUCAGAUGCACCUCAAAGAAAGGUCAUCUCUGUGGUUGCAGCUGUCAUUGGUGGAGUGUCUCUUGUUCUAAUUGUAGUUAUUCUGUAUCUUAUGAAGCGUCACCCAGUCGAGAUGGAUGCAUCGUUGCAAGAAGAUAAUGGCAUGUCAUCCCCAGAUUCCGAUAUUUAUUUUCGUCCAAAAGAGGGGUUCACUGUUCAGGACCUCGUUGAGGCCACAAACAAUUUUCAUGAUAAUUAUGUUAUUGGAAGGGGAGGAGUUGGGACAGUCUAUAAAGCAGUUUUGCCAUCCACUCAAAUAAUUGCAGUUAAGAAACUGGCAUCUAAUAGAGAGGGUAAUAACAUAGAGAAAAGCUUUCGAGCUGAGAUUUUAACUCUUGGGAACAUUAGGCAUCGUAACAUUGUAAAGUUAUUUGGCUUUUGCUAUCACCAAGGCUCCAAUCUCCUUCUUUAUGAGUACAUGGCAAGGGGUAGCUUGGGUGAAUUGCUUUAUGGGGCAUCUUGUGACCUAGACUGGCCAACACGGUUCUCGAUUGCUCUUGGAGCUGCUGAAGGCCUAGCUUAUUUACAUCACGACUGCAGACCAAAGAUCAUCCAUCGUGAUAUAAAGCCUAAUAAUAUUCUUCUUGAUGAGAAGUUUGAAGCUCAUGUUGGUGAUUUUGGUUUGGCGAAAGUGAUUGACAUGCCUCAGUCGAAGUCAAUGUCUGCAGUUGCUGGAUCAUAUGGUUACAUAGCCCCUGAAUAUGCGUACACCAUGAAGGUUACAGAAAAAUGUGACAUUUACAGCUACGGUGUGGUCCUCUUGGAGUUGCUAACUGGAAAAAUGCCAGUGCAGCCUCUAGAACAAGGAGGUGAUCUUGUCACAUGGGUGAGGAAUUAUAUUCGGAAGAAUUCUUUGUCAACUGGGAUACUUGAUAGCCGUUUGAAUCUGAAAGAUGAAAAGAAGGAAAUGUUAUUUCACCUCCAGAUAACAAUCUUUCUCCGAGACACGAUGCCUUGUGAAUUAAUAUUUGCUCAUGAAUUCCAGAAUUCUGAUAAUCAUACCAUAACAGUGAUUGACAUGACGUUGUUUUCCUUAUCUGAACAUCUUUGUCGAAAACCCUGUGGCUGA